Molecule: messenger RNA, 999 nt
Organism: Stomoxys calcitrans (stable fly)
Lineage: Eukaryota; Metazoa; Arthropoda; Insecta; Diptera; Muscidae
Exons: 1
Coding region: 1-999 (332 amino acids)
Biological process (GO): DNA integration
Molecular function (GO): nucleic acid binding
Source: RefSeq, a predicted model, not a curated record
AUGGGAAAUCUACCACAAGUGCGACUCAAUCCUGCAAGGCCCUUCAAACAUAGUGGUCUAGACUAUGCUGGCCCUAUAAAUAUGAAGCAAAAUACACUCAGACGAAGCACCACAACCAAAGGGUACAUAUGCUUAUUCGUUUGCAUGUGUACCAAAGCUGUUCAUCUUGAGGUUGUUUCUAGCUUAACCACUGAUGAUUUUCUGGCUGCAUUUAAGAGGUUCACUUCUCGCCGAGGACCUUGUACUGAUUUGUACUCGGAUUGUGGCACAACAUUCAUCGGAGCGUCCAAAGAACUACAGAUUUUGUACCAUAGAUCCAAAGCUUCAUUACCUGAACAUUUGGUAGAAGGCCUCAACAACAGUGGUACCCAAUGGCAUUUUAUACCUCCUGCUUCCCCUCAUUUUGGUGGUCUAUGGGAAGCGGGUGUGAAGUCUACGAAGCAUCAUCUUCGUCGUAUUAUGAAAGACCGGACUCUCACAUACGAGGAACUUUCAACCCUAUUGUGCCAAGUCGAAAGCUGUUUAAAUUCCAGGCCUCUUUGCCCGCUCUCAACUGAUCCCUCAGACUUCAGCGUUUUGACACCGGCCCAUUUCUUAGUUGGCGAGCCUACAACUUGUAUACCAGAAGACGACUUGCUAGACUCAAACAUCAAUCGGCUAACACAUUGGAAACAGAUUGAGAAACUUAAGCAACAUUUUUGGCAACGCUGGUCCCAAGAGUAUCUUUGCCGAUUGCAGUCAAGACCAAAAUGGAAUUGCCUAAAACGAGAGGCCCAAAUCGGUGAUAUUGUACUGCUACUUCAUGAACGCAGUACCCCAGGACAUUGGCCAUUGGCUCGAGUAGAAGAAAUACAUCCUGGCUCUGACGGGCACUGUCGAGUUGUGACCUUGUAUUGCAAUGGAAAAUUCAUAAAGCGUCCAAUUGCAAAAAUUUGUUUUCUCCCAUCCAACGAUGCAUCAUCAGUCACUUUAAAUGCUUUGGAAGAAAGAAAUACUUGA